AAUCUGAAGAUGUUGAAGAUCUUAACUCGAACCGCAAAAACUCUCUGCUCAUCCGUACUCAGCUUAGUGUUCGUGUUCACUCUAUCAUUGAAAAACUUCUUUCAUCGGAGGGCCGCGAACUGCGGCGACUUCUAUUCUCGUUGAAACAAAUCUUUCAAGAGGAUAAAGACCUUGUGCACGGAUUUGUGGCCCACGGUGGUCUAAGCUGUCUGGUGCAAAUUGGAAAUGAUGCAGAUCAAAACUAUCAAAAUUAUAUCCUGCGCGCCCUCGGUCAAGUAAUGCUUUACGUCGAUGGUAUGAACGGAGUGAUGAACCAUUCGUCCACGGUGCAAUGGCUCUACUCGCUGAUUGCAUCCCGCUACCGACUGGUUGCUAAGACGGCUCUCAAAUUGUUGCUCGUUUUCGUCGAGUAUUGCGAGGGUAACUGCUAUCUUCUGGUUAGCGCGGUUCGGUUCGUCGAUACCGCGAGUGCCGUUGUGCCAUGGAGCAAAAUUAUGUGCUUAUUAAAAGACUACGAAAAUGGUGACACGGAAUUACUGAUCUAUGCAACAUCGUUGAUCAACAAAACGCUCUCGGGCUUGAGCGACCAAGAUAGCUUUUACGAUGAAAGUGACUUUCUCGAACAGCAGGGCAUGGAGGGUGUCAUCCAACGCUACAUGUCCCGAUCCGGUACCGAUCUCGAUUUGCUCGAUCAGUUGCAACUGUACGAAAAUGUACUUCGAUUCGAAGAUGGUGAAUCAGACGGUAUUCGGAUUCCGGAUAACACUGUCCGAAAAACGCUUCGGUAUCGGGCUACUACCGGAAACGACACGACGGAUCGGAGAAAGUCACGGCGUCAUAGCACUGGAACCACCCCCGUAAUCGAGGUUCAUCCACAUGUCGCAUCAUUUACACCGUUCGAGGCACCAUCUUCUGCGAUGUAUUCGACAUGUCAGCGGGUUGCUAAGGACGAGGACAGUUCUAGUUCGGCCAACAGUGGGGAACAUCUUCCUGGUAGUAGUUUUCACGAUCCUUCUCGUGAUACAAAUGGUGUGACUCCCGGGCUGCGAAGGCGUCGCGAGCGAGCGGAACGCCAAAAGAGUUUAAUGCGCGAACAGCAGGAGCUGGGAAACUUCCAUAACGAAAUGGUCGCUCAGGGUGAAGAAGUCUCAGGAAAUGAAUCAGACAACGAAGAAAAGAAACUGAUCCGGCAACUAAAGAAAGACCACACUGUGAAGGACCUAACUCAGAAGCUAACCAGUAUACCACUCAGCCCCCAGGAUGAAAAGCGCCAGAACCACAUCGGGGACAUGUCCGGUCUAAUUUCUAAAGCCAAAGAAGGAUUGGCCAAAAGCAAAAGCAACAAGGAUAUUUCACGCUCACCUAGUGCUGACAGUGAAAUAAAGAAACUGGGAAAUGGUGAAACAAAGAAAUCAGAAAACGAGCUUCACUGGGAAGAAAUUGUGAAGAAUAUGUCGCGCAAACUCAGUCUUUGCGAUCUAGACUUUACCGAUCUGACGUCGGAAGACGACAAGGACCUGUUGGCACCACGAGGUUUUGCUGGGGUCGUUCCUCCACCUCCGCCUCCCGGAGGUAUGCUGAAGAACGGAAUGCCACCACCGCCGAACAUGAUACUCCCUUCACCCAAAAAUCUUCUGUCAUUGCCUGGCGGGCUGAUAAAUGUUGCCGGUGUUUCUCAACUAAACACCGAAGAAAACAGUGUUUCGACUACAAUUAAAAAAAACAAAAAGACUGUAAAAUUAUUCUGGAAAGAAGUUCGGGAUGACAUGAUCCCGACGACUCUUCAACGAACAAUAUGGGAUGAGCUUCCGGAGGCUGUGGUUGAUACUCAAAAGCUCGAACAUUUGUUUGAAUCGAGAGCCAAAGAUUUGUUGACUAAGAAGCAACAAGAGUUGAACAAGAACAAAGAAAUCAUCGUACUUGACCACAAACGCUCGAACGCGAUCAACAUCGCAAUGACCAAGCUCCCACCACCGAGAGCCAUUAAGGCAGCCAUUCUAAAGAUGGACUCCACUGUUGUGACACGCGAAGGCAUUGAGAAACUUUUGAAUAUGCUACCGACAGAUGAAGAACGGUGUAAAAUUCAGGAGGCACAAAUGCUAAAUCCGGAGAUGCCACUCGGUACGGCCGAACAAUUUUUGCUGACACUGUCGUCCAUUUCGGAGCUGGGGGCCCGGUUGAAGCUGUGGGCCUUCAAACUAGACUUUGAGAACAUUGAAAAAGAGAUAGCGGAACCGUUAAUGGAUCUCAAACAGGGUAUAGAAACACUGAAGGCAAACCUCACGUUCAAGUGCAUCCUGUCGACUUUGCUGAACAUCGGAAUCUUCCUGAAUGGAGCCCCAGUGAAAGGAUUUCAAAUCGAAUACCUAGCAAAGGUACCGGAGGUGAAGGAUACGGUUCAUAAACACUCCCUGUUGCAUCACCUCUGCCACAUGGUUAUGGAGUCGCAGGUUAACACCACUGAUCUAUAUUCGGAAAUUGGUUCUAUAACACGUGCUUCUAAGGCGGACUUCAAUGAACUCGCGCAUAACAUCACCUAUUUGGAGGCAGAGUGCAAGGCUUCCUGGGACCGGCUUAAAUUAAUAGGCAAACACGACAUGGCUCCACACUUGAAGCAGAAAUUGAUCGAUUUUCUGGCCGAUUGUGCAGAACGGAUUAUAAUCGUCGAUAUCGUGCAUCGACGGGUGCUAAAUAGGUAUCGAAAAUUUCUACUAUGGUUAGGUGUGCCACAGGUGCGUAUUUCCGAAUCGCGCCCGAACGAGUUUUGUAGAAUCGUAUCCGAGUUUGCGUUGGAGUAUAGAACAACACGCGAACGUGUCCAGCAGCAGAUCGAGAAGAAGGCCAACCAUCGAGAGAGAAACAAGACUAGAGGCAAGCUGAUCGUCGAUGUCACCAAGUUGAAAACGCAGGAGGACCUUGCGGAUAAUCAACUACGGACGCUACUGGGAAUACCGACGAAAGGUCCUGGUGGUGACGAGGUUGAUAUGAGUGGAACUUUAACCUGGCGCAGACGUCGUGGAGACGCAACAUCUUCACCAGUAACCAGUCUCACCACCGCACAACCUACUGUAGGUAACCUGUUACAGAAUGUUGUUUCGAGUGGGGGACGUGAUGAAAGCUUUACCGACGGGGACGAUGAAAUUCUGGAAUCGUUAGUAAAGACUGCCACUAAAACGGGCAACCCGCGUCCAAUUCAAAGGGAACGGAAGCGAACCCGCCAGGCAGUUCGGAAAUCAUUACGACGCACGCUGAAGAAUGGAUUAUCGGAGGAGGAAAAGCAACAUGUUGCCUCGUUAAUAAAAGGAUAUUGAAUUUGUGGCAUCAUCUAACUGCGGAAGACGACCGUCGGUACUUACGAUUCUCAUUUUCGAUUGAUGGCGAUGAUAACCGCACUAACGCGAAGGCGUUAUCGCAAUGCUAGAAAUGAAUGACAUUUUAUAACAAGCCCAGUAAUUUGAUUACACCUUUCCACGCUUAUACUAUAAAGUAAAAGUAUGUGUCUUAUUCGGUUAAACCAAAAAGAUUUACGAGCUAUUUGGUCUGAAUGCUUCGUUUUUACCACACGUUUUUUCCUUUUCUCUUUCUUUGUUACAAACAACAAAUGUAUCAAAGCAAAUGUCGAAAACACUGCAUCUAAAAUAAUUGAAUCAUUUCCACGAUCUAGCGUGUACCCAUCUGUAAAUGGGUUUAGCAAAUUUUCAAAUUUGUGCUAAUUUUGCGGCUCCAAUAUUGCUCGAACCACAUUUGUCAUUCAGGUCUAACGUUAUUGGGCCAAGAAUAAAAGUAAAUAUUUCGAGAUACUAGAGAUUACAGUAAAGUGAACAAAAGAAAUAACUUACAGUAAAUAGGAGCGGAUGAAAAAUGCUUCGUUUUAGAACCACACCAGUUAAACCGAAACAACUGUUUUACAGAAAAUAUAGCGAGAAGGCCACAGUAUUUUUAACAAGGUUUAUGUUGAAACAGUUUAGAACGGUGAUUACAUAAAUUGGUAAUUACAUCUAAUAUUGUUGCAAAAAGUAAAAAAUCACGGUGUCUUUUUGGGGCGAAAAUUAUAAUUCGAAAAAUGAAAAUGCCAUUGUUCCGACGAAAUAUUUAACCCUAGUUACUACAAUUUAUAAAAUAUCUCGCAUUGUACCGCAUUAAGCGGUCAUGUAAUGAAGUUUUUUUUAUUGUACCGAAGGUAUUUUUCGUUCAAUUGUCUACCAUAAAAACAGUGUUGCUUUGAA
Anopheles cruzii is the source of this 4226-nucleotide messenger RNA. It is a transcript of the gene Fhos, whose product is annotated as FH1/FH2 domain-containing protein 3. NCBI's taxonomy places the organism in Eukaryota, Metazoa, Arthropoda, Insecta, Diptera, Culicidae. The coding region runs from base 279 to 3311 and encodes 1010 amino acids. Gene Ontology annotation, cellular component: cytoskeleton; cytoplasm. Gene Ontology annotation, biological process: cortical actin cytoskeleton organization; actin filament network formation. Gene Ontology annotation, molecular function: actin filament binding. The transcript has 11 exons. The record is from RefSeq and is a predicted model, not a curated record.